Rosa rugosa (rugosa rose) is the source of this 3899-nucleotide messenger RNA. Its product is annotated as disease resistance protein RUN1-like. Bases 312 to 3644 code for a protein of 1110 amino acids. Gene Ontology annotation, biological process: signal transduction; defense response. The transcript is spliced from 5 exons. Gene Ontology annotation, molecular function: ADP binding; protein binding. The record is from RefSeq and is a predicted model, not a curated record. NCBI's taxonomy places the organism in Eukaryota, Viridiplantae, Streptophyta, Magnoliopsida, Rosales, Rosaceae.
AUGCCAUCUCAUGCCACCCUUUUUGUGUCGUUAAAUCCAAAAGAGCGGUGAUCUUGUUUGCCAAGCGGUGAUCUAUGCCUCUCACCACUUUGCUCCUACUAAUUCUUUAUCUUUUAUUUGAAGUCGAUCUGAUCCCAACUUCAAAUCUCAGUAAACCCAGUAGGGAAGGGAAACCAGGAAACAUAACUGCUUGUUUUCCAUGAUAGUUACUUCGGAGCCUUGAAAUUGUGUUGAAAUCUUCUCCGGUUACUCGUAUAUAUAGUCCUUGGACACGUACUCUUCCACAAGUAGGAAAGUAGGUUUCAUCGGAAAUGAGCACACAAAGAACCUCUGCAUCUUUCCCCCCUUCAUCUCAACAGUGGAAAUAUGAUGUUUUUCUGAGCUUUAGAGGAGACGACACUCGGAAGACUUUUACAGACCACUUAUUCACUGCAUUGGAACGUCAAGGAAUCAUAACUUUCAGGGAUGAUCCAGAACUUCAAAAAGGGGAAGCUAUUUCUCCAGCACUUUUUGCUGCAAUCGAAGAAUCGAGAUUUGCUCUCAUUGUUAUGUCACAAAAUUAUGCAUCGUCAACAUGGUGCUUGGAUGAACUUGUGAGAAUUCUUGAAUGCAUGAAAGCAAGAGGAACUGUGCUGCCAAUUUUCUAUGAUGUUGAUCCGUCUGAUGUACGAAAGCAAACAGGGAGUUUUAAAAGAGCCUUUGCAAGCCAUGAAGAAAGGUUUAAGGAUGACAAAGAGAAAGUGCAGAGGUGGAGAUCUGCAUUAACUGAAGUGGCAAGUUUCUCUGGGUGGAAUUCAAAGGAAUGGUAUGAAUCAAAGCUCAUUAGAGAUAUUGUUGAAGUUAUAUGUAAAGGAUUGCAACCUACAUCAUACAGUUAUGCAGAAAAUCUAGUUGGAAUUUACUCAAGAUUGCAUCGAGUUAAUUUGCUUUUAAGUGUAGGGGUGAAUGACGUCCGCUUCAUUGGGAUAUGGGGAAUGGGCGGGAUUGGUAAGACAACUAUGGUAAGAGCGGUGCAUGAGAGAAUCUCUCAUGAAUUUGAAUUUAAUUUCCUUCUUACCGAUGUUAGAAACUCCGUUGAAAAAGGUGGUUUACUUAAUCUGCAAAAGCAACUUCUCUCUGGGAUUGGGGCAAGAAAGGCUGACAUAUUAGACCUUCAGGAAGGAGCCACCAUAUUAAAGAGGUUAUUACGUCACAAAAAAGUUCUUCUCAUCCUUGAUGAUGUGAACCAUUCAAGUCAUUUAGAAUAUUUGGCAGGAAACCCAGAGUGGUUUGGUUCGGGGAGUAGAGUUCUUAUCACAACUAGAAAUGAGCAUUUGUUGAUUGAACAUGGAGUGGAAAGAAGAUUGAAGGUCGAAGAAUUAAAUGAUGAUGAUUCUCUUCAGCUUUUUAGCUGGAAAGCAUUCAAAAGAGGUUACCCUGAAGAAGAUUUUCUUGGUUUGUCUAUAUCUGUUAUAAAUUAUGCCAAAGGUCUUCCUUUAGCUCUUAAAGUACUGGGUUCUCUUUUGUGUGGAAGAGAUCCAAGUGAAUGGAACAGUGCAUUGAGAAAAUUGGGAAGAGUUUGUAACUUGGAAAUCUUUGACAUACUUAAAAUAAGUUACGACGGUCUAGAUUCUGAAGAGAAGAAAAUAUUCCUAGACAUUGCAUGUUUCUUUAAUUGGCAGGACAAAGAUCGAGUAACAGAAGUACUAACCAGUUGCUAUUUUUCUGCACCUUUUGGAAUAAAAGUUCUUACCGAAAGAUCUCUCUUGACUGUUUCACAUGAAAGACUAGGGAUGCACGAUUUGCUCCAAGAAAUGGGAUGGGAAAUUGUCCGCCGGGAAUCUCCUAACGAGCCGGGCAGGUGUAGUAGGUUGUGGCUUCUUGAAGACGUCAAACAUGUCUUGACCAUAAAUACUGGAACUGAAGCAAUAGAAGGCAUAUUUGUGGACUCUACAGAGUUGGGAGUAAAGGUGGACGUGACUCCGAAAUCAUUUUCAAUGAUGAACAAAUUGAGAUACCUGAAGAUUGAGAAUGGGAACCUACCUAAGGGACUUGAAUAUCUUCCCAAUAGUUUACGGAUUCUUGAUUGGACGAGGUAUCCGUUAAAAUCUUUGCCAUCACAUUUCAACCCUCAGAAGCUCCUCGAACUAAGCUUGUCUCAUAGUUGUUUUAAACAUUUUCGGAUAGGAACAGAGCGUUUAUGCAAUUUGAUAACCAUUAAUCUGAGUCACUCUCUAAAUCUUGUCAACACCCCAAACUUUAAAGAUAUGCCGUAUCUCAAAUUUCUGGUUCUUGAAGGUUGUGUAAGAUUGUAUGAGGUUGACGCAGGAAUCGAAGUGCUUGAAAGACUUACUGUGCUGAACUUGAAAGAUUGCAAGAAUCUUGUGCGACUUCCAAGCAGUGUAGGUGGCUUAAAAUCUCUCAAAGAUCUCAAUCUCUCUGGUUGCUCAAAGCUUGACAAAUUGCCGGAUGAGUUGGGUCAUGUUGCCUGUUUGGAGAAGCUUGAUGUGAGUGGAAGUGGCAUAAGAGAACUGCCCUCCUCUAUUGGUCUUUUGAAAAACCUCAAAGAAUUCUCUCUUGCUGGGUGUAAAGCAGAGUCACCUAAAUCAUGGAAUCUGAUCCCCUUUCAGUUAUUGCGAAAAAGAAGUCACAUUCCGGCAGGAUUGUCUUUGCCUUGUUUGUCGGGUUUGCAUUCAUUAACUACAUUGAAUCUAAGUGACUGCAAUCUUUCUGAAGAAGCAAUGCCCAGUGAUUUUGGAUGCUUGUCUUCAUUAAGAGAAUUAAAUCUCAGCGGAAAUCAAUUCAGUAGACUACCAGAGCUUCCAUCUCAUCAUGUAUGGGUAAACGCUGACAACUGCAUUUCAUUAGAUACGUUGGCCAAUCAAAUAGGACAAAGCAAUUCGUUUGUUAACUGUUUCAAACUGGUGGAGAAUCAAAGCUGUGAGAGUAUAGCACUUUCAUGGCUAACACGCUACCUUAAGAGUCAACCAUUUUCUGACCAUGAAGAAUUUGACUUGGUUGUUCCUGGAAAUGAAAUUCCAGAGUGGUACGACUUAGUUGUUCCUGGAAAUGAAAUUCCAGAGUGGUACAAUCACCGAAGCGUGGGGUCUUCGAUAACCGUAGAGCUGCAUCCAGGUUGGUUUAGUAACAAGUGGAUGGGAUUCGCCUGUUGUGUCGUUUUUAGACUCCUCAAACCACUGCCGCCUUCUGUUCUGUGGUCCAUUGAUUGCGAACUGAGUGCCAAUGGAAAAUCCUUGCCUUAUGGUGCUAUAAUAGUGUUCGGGGGAAACUGUCAACCUGUGUUGGAUCACAUUUGGUUCUUCAGUGGGGCGCGUGAUAUAUUCUCUCAACAUGAGUGGCAGGAUAUCUACUGUCAGCUUGUAUUCUCAUUUAAUAUCAACUUGGACUUGGAUGAGGAAAUUGUGCAAGUGCAGAAGUGUGGGGUCCGUAUGAUAUAUGAGGAAGAUGCAGACGAGCUUGCGGAAACAUUAUUGAAGCAGAGCAAUGUUGGCAUUAAUACCAAGCGAGGCCUUCAACACUAUAAUGGUGAUGAUGCAGCAUCUAGUAGUACAAGUCAGGCUCAUCCAAAAAGAAUGAAACAACUCCACAUUGACGGUGCAGGACCCAGUAGAACCCCUUAUAUUCAUGACCAGAAAUAUGGUUAAUGCAUUUUAUAUAAAAAAAAAAAAUUAAAAAGUAGGGAAAACCUGACUAUAAAUUCAUGGUUUAUGCUUACUGGUGGCUCGAUGAAAUAGUAAAAUUUAGUUAGUUUAAUAUUUUGAAUGUCUCUUUUAUUUUAUUGAUAUAUAUCCUGGGAGUCAAAUUAUCUACCCAACCUUGAAUUUGGCCUAUUUUUGUGUUGUACAUGUUAAAUUUUUACUAGAACAUUUAAAAUGCCGUCUCUUAUGUGUUCCAAUAAA